Molecule: messenger RNA, 963 nt
Organism: Rhizophagus irregularis DAOM 181602=DAOM 197198
Lineage: Eukaryota; Fungi; Glomeromycota; Glomeromycetes; Glomerales; Glomeraceae
Source: RefSeq, a predicted model, not a curated record
AAGAGACAAGUGUUUAGUUUUGAUAAUGUAUUUCCUCCUGAAACUACUCAAGAAGAAAUUUAUGACAAAUCUGUUGAAAAUUUAGUUGCUAAAUUUAUUGAAGGAUUCAAUGUAACAAUAUUAGCAUAUGGUCAAACAUCUUCAGGAAAAACACAUACAAUGGGUACAGCUGAUAACCCUUCAAUACCUUUAGAUUCAAAAGGAAUAAUACCGAGAGCAAUGGCUACAUUAUUUUCUACCAUUAAUUCCAUACAUCAAUCAAAAACUGAUCAUAGAAAAUAUACAAUAAAAGUAUCAUUUAUUGAAAUUCAUAAUGAAGAUUUAAUUGAUUUACUUGGUGAAGGUGAUGAAGAAGGAAGACCUUCUGUACAAAUUAGAGAGGAUUCUAAAGGAAAUAUUUAUUGGAGUGGAUUACAAGAAAUUAAAGUUAAUAAUGUUGAUGAAGUUAUAAAUUAUUUAGCUAUAGGUUCACAACAUAGACAAGUAGGAGCAACAGAUAUGAAUGAGAAAUCCUCUAGAUCUCAUGCAAUAUUUUCUGUAACAAUGACACAACAAAAACUAAAUACCAAUGCUACUUCUCCAAUGGCCAAUUCUGUUAUGAGCAGUAGAUUUGAUGAUAUUGGUGAAUGGGUUACAAUUACAAGUAAAUUUCAUUUUGUGGAUUUAGCCGGUAGUGAAAGAUUAAAGCGAACAGCGGCAAGUGGAGAUCGAGCAAAAGAAGGUAUCGCUAUAAAUUCUGGAUUAUUGGCACUGGGAAAUGUAAUCUCAGCAUUAGGAGAUCCCAACAAAGCAAGGCAUACAACUCACAUUCCAUAUCGAGAUUCAAAACUUACGAGAUUAUUACAAGAUUCUUUAGGUGGAAAUGCAAAAACUUUAUUAAUAGCAUGUGUUUCACCAGCAGAAUAUAAUGUUAAUGAAACUGUAAAUACUUUAAAAUAUGCAAAUCGAGCAAGAAAUAUUAAA